GGUCUGCUCGACAGCAUAAGGAACCGCUUCAGGAAGUCGGUCCCAGGCGUUUAUCUGGACAACUUCACUUGAGCUUCCUGGCACUCGGACGCCACCCCGCGAUGAGCACAAUGGAGAGAGAUAUCGAAAAGGUUGCUGGUAGUCAGCCCGACUCGCCGACUACCAAGUGUGAGUCAGGCGAUGAUGGCCAUGACCCUAGGUUCGAACCAAUUCGACCAGGAACAGGCGCAAGGAGUAGCAAGUCUCUUAGCCGGGAGUUAUCUAACAACGGAUUCGGUUGUGACGACGUGGAAGAGGACGGCGGUCAACCGGGACCGGACAGGCCAUCAGAAGGCGACCGGUUCGAAGUUGGCUGGGAAAAUGGCGACGAAGACCCUCUCUGUCCGCGGAGCAUGAAGAAGUGGAGGAAAUGGUCAAUUGUCAUCAUCACCUCUUGUGGUAGUUUCUGCGUUACCAACGCCAGUUCCAUCUACACGUCCACGUACGCCCAGAUGGAUGCCGAGUUCGGCAACUCGCGCCUCGUCGCCACGCUCGGCCUCUCAACCUUCGUCCUGGGCAUAGCACUCGGCCCGUUCUGGAGCCCGCUGGCCGAGUUCUACGGCCGCCGGCCCAUCUAUCUGGCGGCCUUCCUCGCCUACCUGAUCUGGAUCAUCCCCUCGGCGGUGGCGCAGAACAUCCAGACCAUGAUCGUCGCGCGCUUCUUCCAGGGCCUGGCGGGGAGCGCCUUCCUGUCCGUGUCGGGAGGCACCGUCGGCGAUCUGUUCGCGCGCAAGGAUAUGCAGGCGCCCAUGUCCGUCUUCACCAUGGCGCCGUUCAUCGGCCCGUCGAUCGGGCCGCUGAUCGGGGGUCUCAUCAACAGCUACACCAACUGGAGGUGGACCCAUUACGUCCUGCUCAUCUGGAGCGGCGUUCUCCUGGUUGCGCUGGCUCUGUUUGUGCCGGAAACCUAUCAUCCUGUCUUAUUGAAGAACAAGGCUCGCAGAAUCAGAAAGGAGACCGGCGACAAGAGGUGGAAGGCGCCGAUCGAAAAGUCCAACAAAUCGAUGCGCCGGACGGUGGCGUACUCGCUGCUGCGGCCAUUCCAACUCCUUGCCCUUGAGCCCAUGUGCCUGAUCCUGGACCUUUACUCGGCGAUCCUCCUUGGUAUUAUCUAUCUUUUCUUCGGUGCCUUCCCGCUGGUCUUCGGUACCAACCAUGGUUUCAACCUCUGGCAGAUCGGCCUGACAUUCUUGGGCUUGCUCGUCGGUAUGGUGGCUGCUGCCCUGUCAGUCCCUAUCAUGCGUAAGAUUCGAGAUGGGUUGGUUGCCAAACGCGAGAGGGAGACAGGAGAGAGUAAGCCGGAGCCCGAAGAUCAGCUACCGCCGGCCAUUGUUGGUGCCCCUUUAAUCACUGCUGGCAUCUUCUGGUUUGGAUUUACCACAUAUCCCUCGAUACAUUGGAUCGUCCCUAUCAUUGGGUCCGCCGUGUUUGGCUUUGGAACCCUCUUAGCAUUUACUGGUAUCUUUUCGUUUCUUGUCGAUGCAUACCCGCUGUACGCGGCCAGCGCUCUGGCGGGCAAUGCCUUCGUGCGCUGUAUCUUUGCAGCUGCCUUCCCCCUAUUUGGAAUACAAAUGUACGAGAAGCUGGGUUUCCAAUGGGCAACGGGCCUAUUGGGCUUCCUGACAGUAGCUAUGCUGCCGUUCCCUUAUCUGUUCUUCCGUUACGGGAAGAAAAUACGAAGUUACAGCAGGUUUGCAACAACAGCAUGAGGGAACUGGGGGAGGUCAAUGGGCGCGGAAGACUGGGACAGUCCGUUCGUGUUGAAAGCUCGACAGCUAAAGGGGAGACGACGCAGGGGUCCUGCGGUUGCAGACAUGGCCAAACUUUGGGCCAGUCUGGAAGUACCAUCGACCUGCUGGGGGCGCGUCUAGUCCACAAGGAGGUUGCUCGACAACUUACGGAUAUGAUAUUGAUGAGUAUUACCUAUACUCUUUGGAUGGGGGAAAUUGUGUAAUACAUCAGAUGCAAAGGCUGGUUCAUAGAAGCAAGGACCAGCCUGGGGGCUAAUAAGCCUUGCUCAGAGCCACUGAACUCGGGGCAAGCUGAAAAACCUAAUGUGGAAUCAAGAUAACAUCAACUAGGAGAAGAUAAUGAGGAAAAUAAGUGCUUGUGAUGGAAUGCCUCGGUGUCAAGGACUGAGAAAGUGCUUGUGAGAUACGGAUGUACAACCAAUAUGAUUAGGCGGUUGCAGGGUUAACACAUGC
Phialemonium atrogriseum is the source of this 2243-nucleotide messenger RNA. RefSeq names its product major facilitator superfamily domain-containing protein. Gene Ontology annotation, biological process: transmembrane transport. The coding region runs from base 102 to 1748 and encodes 548 amino acids. Gene Ontology annotation, cellular component: plasma membrane. The record is from RefSeq and is a predicted model, not a curated record. Gene Ontology annotation, molecular function: transmembrane transporter activity. NCBI's taxonomy places the organism in Eukaryota, Fungi, Ascomycota, Sordariomycetes, Cephalothecales, Cephalothecaceae. The transcript has 6 exons.